ACAAACUCGUAUUUUAUAUCCUCGACGCAAAAAAAACAAACAGUAUACGUGAAUAUUCGUAAAGCACACAGUUAGCAGUCAGCUAGCUAGUAGCUAAUAGCUAAUGCUAGCUAUUUCCAGUCACUGCUGUAACGGUCGCUUAGCAUCGCUGUGAUAUCUGAUAGCAGUAGCCGGUUUGUUCAACACCAUCAUACGCUGUCAUCGAUAUUACGAGCUCGAUUCGUGUAAAAGUAAACUGGCUGUUGAUGGUGAAUAAGACACUUGAAGAGGGCACGACAAGGAUGUCUGGAGAUCUCUUUUCAUCUAUUGGAUCAUCAGUUGUAUCAGCUAACUUCAAGAAAAGGAAGUCACGCUUUACGUUUUCUGAGGUUCAGCUUCUGCUGACUGAGGUGAAGAGAAAUCGCCACAUACUGUUGGGUAAAUUCAAUCAGAGAGUCUCCAGUGAUGUUAAGAAGCGAACAUGGGCUGCUCUCGCAGCUCGCAUCAACGAGAUCAGUGAGUGUCACAGAGAGGUCAUUGAGAUUGUGAAGAAGUGGUCUGAUCUCAAGUGUGACACCAAACGCAAGGUGGCAGCCAUGAGAGCCUCCGGGGUCUCUGCCGCCCGGAUUACUGACGACCUUUCUCCUGUAGAGAGAAUAGUGGUCCAGAUUCUCCAAUCUGGACCAGGGGAGAAGUUCCCACUGUCAGACAGUGUUGCAGAUGAGGAUGAGGACAGCCAAGGUGUCUCGGCGAUACCACUGCCCGUUCCAGGUACAGCAAAUGGCAGGCUGUCCGUCAAGCCACAGGGUAUGCCACACCACUCUGGGAUGAGCAGCAAAGGCAAUACAGAUCUGCUACUGGAUAUACCUUGCAAUUAUGAUUCUGCAGUGCCUUGUGCUGACUUUGAACCAUCAGACACAGAAGGCCACAGCCUAGGAGUCAGUAAAGCAGAAUAUCAGUCUGAUCCAAACAAGAUACUUCCUGAACCACCCAACCCUAAAAAAAACAUGAUCAAAAUUGAAACACAGACGAAGGCAUCAAGCAAUAGUACAGAUCAAACAGGAAGCGCUUCCCGUGCGUCCGUGAACUGUCCUGCAUCACAUGGCCCUGGCAGUCUACAGGAGCAUCUCGCCAAGAACGCCUCUCUCAGCUUAGAAGAGCAACAGACCACAACUGUGCUGAUAGGAACAUUGUCACGUUCACUGGAGUCGGUGGCUGAGUCGGUGCAGCGGUUAGUGCAGACACAGCAGGAGUAUGCACGGGACACACUACGUCUGCAGAGAGAUACACUGCAUGUGCUACGUGACUUUACCUCCAGUGCACUGACACUGAUGCAGGACAAAUCUAAAGGCCACCCAUAGCACCUGCAGCUCACCUAAACGUAGUCUACACUAGUGAUGGGCAUUUUGAAUAGAUGUGUUGUCAUGUUUAAAAUGUUAUUUUAUCUUUAACAUUUUUCCAACACUUUUCAUUUAGUGUGAUGGUAUUUGCUUCACUAAAUAUCAUGCAUUUUUAUAAUAAACCUUCUUUCUAUUCCCAAAAACCACAGCUAACUGACUCAAUUCAAACACACUUGGACAACAAUUGAGUCGGAAUUGUAAACUAUGCCAUGUUGGUGUAGCACUACUAUGCUUUAUAUUGCAAAAAAAAACUUGCAAAUAUUAUUGCAUUCUGUUUAGUGAUUAAUACCAAAAUGCAACUGAUUUGGUAUUAUUUAUUUACCCACAGUAAUGCUUUCUUGUCACUGAUAUUUUACAUGUUUUAUAUAGCCUGAGGUUUAUGUAAAACUGGGCAUAUCUGGGUGCAAGGAGCAUCUUCAGGACCAAAAUUUAGUAAAACUCAAUUAAAACACAUUAAACAUUAAAACACUUUAAUUUUCCAGAGAUUAUUAACCCACCAUGAUGUGGCAGAUGGUUGGUAUGCUAAAUGUAACCAACUUUAACACAAUAACAAAAAAUGUGAAUAAAAAUGUCUAUCAUACAUUUUUCAGUACAUUGUGCUCAGUUUUUGCUACUGUAGUAGUCACCAUAUUAAUAACAGUUUCUAAAUGUGGUUGUUUUAUCAAUGUCUAUAUGUGAUGGUGCUCUAUUAUGCUUGUAAAAAAAUUACCUGUGGAGAAAACGUGCUCUGCUAAUACUGAUGUGGAAGUCACAUAUGAAUAUUGACAGGUUAAGUGUGUUUUGCUGUAUUUGUAAAAUCUGACAAAGUUUGGACAUUCACUUUUUUCAGAAAGAUUAAAGCAAUGCCUGGUUUUGUUUUAUCACUAGAGCAGCAGGCUGACAAACAUGUAGUUAUGCCUGCCUCAUACAGAUCCUGUUGAAUAUGACAGCACUUUUUUUUUGACCUGUUGCACUGGUGAUGAACCCAAGCAUGGCAGUGCUUUAGUCUUAAUUUUGUACCUUUAAUUUUGCAUCAGGAAAAAGAAAAGCAAUUCAUUUUUCCCCAUUUAGUUAUUUAACUGGUCACACAAUGAGUACUUGAUUAGUGCCCAUCACUAGUCUAAACACUUCAGAUUUAAGCUAGAGGAUGUUUUCUGGAGAACAGGGAGGGAUUGUUGAACUAAUGAACAGUACACUUAUAUGCCUCAGGAGUAUAUAUUAAAAUCCACUACAGUGUUCAGCUACCUCCCUCCCAGUGGUCAUAGCGAUCACAGGACUCAAACCUGCACUAAUUCUGCUUACUGUGUGCAGAAGCCUUUUCAAACAAACUCUCCCACAUUUCCAAAAAAAUAGUGACAGAGUCAUAUGUGAAGAAACUGGUGGAACAACUGGAAAGUAGUAUUAGUUUAGCAAACUGUUUUUCAGAUUAGAUCUAUCUCUUUGUUGACUGGACCAGUGAUAAAACAUGCUUAUUAGAAAUGAAGCUUUGAUGAAGCUUUGUUUAAUGAUGCAAUGUAUGUAAACUAAUUAAAAAAAAAUAAUCUGUAAUAGUUUUAAAUUAUGUGAACUUAAAGCAAGUCUAUUUAUCUGUAAUGCUCCGUUUUGUUUCUCACCCAAAUGUUAAAAUUCAGAUCUGAAUUAUUAGACCUUGUGUGGAGCACAUUUUUAGUACAUUUUAGACAAAAAUGUUUUUUCUUUUUUUUUCCUCUUUCUAGUUACCAGUGCCAUAUGAUAUUUAAUUCUGAAAGUGCUCAAUAAGGAUACCUUUUAUACAGAUUCCACUGAUUUCUUGCUGGUUGCUCUUCCAAUAGUAUAAACACUGUUAAAUGUAUUCUGUAAAAACUACUGUGAAGAUUGGAAUAAAGCAGAAUAAUCA
Messenger RNA from Tachysurus vachellii, 3234 nucleotides. RefSeq lists its product as uncharacterized. The record is from RefSeq and is a predicted model, not a curated record. The transcript has 5 exons. Gene Ontology annotation, cellular component: nucleus. Lineage: Eukaryota; Metazoa; Chordata; Actinopteri; Siluriformes; Bagridae. Bases 246 to 1340 code for a protein of 364 amino acids.